CUCACUUUCCUAUAAAUUCCUCUCUACACUCACUCAUAAACGUACUCGAGUUUGCUUCAAUAAUAGAAGUUAUUGACUGCCAUUUUUUAAUUCGGUGGCAUCUAAAUAACUUCUUAGUUCGUUUUUCCAACAGGAAGCAAUCCAAUUUGCUCGUCUUGCAGGUAUUCAGAGGUGGAGGUUUUCGAGGUGCCUUAGUCUUAGCGAGGAAAACGUGUUGAGAUUGAAAUUAGAAGCAUGUGUAUUUGUGAAAAGCAAGGAGAUAAUCUUCAAGUUUGCAGACAUAAUGUGGAGAAUCAGCUUCAAUUUAAGUUUGAUAUCGAUGAUCGAUGUCUCAUACCCCACCCUGAGGCUGAUCCUGAUUACGACCAGUUGAAUUUCUGGCCAGCACGUCGUGAGGUUGUAGGAGAGCUAGUGAUGCUUGCAAGAAUCUCGGGGCCAGUAGUAGUAAUGGGACUGCUUCUCUACUUGAGAGGCAUGAUAUCCAUGCAAUUCUUGGGCUACCUUGGAGAGCUGGAGCUGGCCGGUGGAUCUCUUUCAAUCGGCUUUGCAAAUAUAACCGGCUAUUCAGUCAUUUCCGGCCUUGCUAUGGGAAUGGAACCUGUGUGCAGCCAGGCUUUUGGAGCGAAACGUUGGAGUCUUCUCGGUUACUCUCUUCAGAGAACGAUUCUCAUCCUUCUCUGCGCCUCUGUGCCCAUCGGUUUGCUGUGGGUUAACAUCGAAUCAAUUCUGCUGCGGUGUGGGCAGGACGAGAGCAUCACCAGAAUGGCAGGCACAUAUGUUCUUUACUCUUUGCCCGAUCUCAUCUCUCAGUCUUUUCUUCAUCCGCUCAGGAUUUUUCUCCGAACACAGAGCUCAACCCUUCCGCUCACAGUUUCAGCAGGCGUGGCUCUUCUCCUUCACAUUCCCAUCAAUUUUCUUCUAGUCGUGUAUUUCAAACUAUCCAUCCGGGGCGUUGCCCUGGCUGCCGUGUUGACCAAUUUUAACAUUGUUAUAUUCUUAGCAUGUUACAUAUGGCUGUCGGGACAUUACAAGGAUUCGCUGCCCAGCCUGUCGACAGAAUGCCUGAAAGGGUGGGCAUCGUUUCUGAGAUUGGCAAUCCCCAGCUGUGCAUCAGUCUGCUUAGAGUGGUGGUGGUACGAAUUCAUGAUUCUUCUGUGCGGACUAUUGUUAAAUCCCAAAGCAACUGUUGCCUCGAUGGGAAUUCUCAUCCAGACCACAGCGCUGCUUUACAUAUUUCCAUCGUCGCUGGGCGUGGGAGUUUCGACGAGAGUAGGAAACGAGCUCGGUGCAAACAGACCGGCCAAGGCCCGGACGGCCACGAUAGUGGCAAUUGGAAGCGCGGCUGUAUUGAGUUUCAUAGCAAUGAGUUUUACUGUAACAGUACGUCACGUCUGGGGUAGAAUGUUUACCCAAGAUGAGCAGAUUCUGUCGCUGGUGUCGUCGGCAUUGCCGAUAGUGGGCCUCUGCGAACUGGCGAAUUGGCCGCAAACGACGGGAUGCGGGGUCCUCCGAGGCAGCGCGCGCCCCACCAUGGGCGCAAAUAUAAAUUUGGGUUCUUUCUAUUUGUUCGGCACGCCCGUUGCUUUGAUUUUGAGUUUUCUGUACAAAUUUGAAUUUGUGGGUCUAUGGUUUGGCAUGCUCGCGGCGCAAGGCUCGUGCCUUAUCCUCAUGUUGUUUGUGCUACUGCGGACGGACUGGACUGUGCAGGCGGCGAGAGCAAAAGAGCUCACCGCCGGCAGCGCUGAAUCCCCUCUGGAGAAGGCCCGGAUACAAAUUAUAUGCAGCCAAGGAACGGAACACUGUUUUUACAAAAGAUUAUAUAACCCAUAUGAACAUACAGACACACAUCCUGUCAUAACGGUAGUUGUCGCGUAAUUUGCGCCCAAUUCCCUUACUGUAAUGGAGGCAAUUGCUUCGAGAUUUAGGCUUGCUGGCUGGCUGCAGUCGGUAUUUAUAGAUACUGUAACAGUUUGGAAAAAAACAUGUACUAAUUAACUGGAAUACACUAGAAUAGAAGGGAGGUUUAUUGCCUCCAAACUAGUUCCUAUAAUCAUGUUCAGGUCCUAGAAGUUCUGAGUAAAAUGGAUUUCCCCCUGUAAUGACAUUCGAAAUAGCACGUCUUGCAAUCUACUCAAGGUCGGCGGGCUCUGUUAAGGUCUGCUGGCUGAGGUUUAAGAUCGU
This is a messenger RNA of Cryptomeria japonica (Japanese cedar), 2181 nucleotides long. Its product is annotated as protein DETOXIFICATION 48-like. Gene Ontology annotation, cellular component: membrane. Gene Ontology annotation, biological process: xenobiotic detoxification by transmembrane export across the plasma membrane. The record is from RefSeq and is a predicted model, not a curated record. Gene Ontology annotation, molecular function: xenobiotic transmembrane transporter activity; antiporter activity. The transcript has 2 exons. Lineage: Eukaryota; Viridiplantae; Streptophyta; Pinopsida; Cupressales; Cupressaceae. The coding region runs from base 235 to 1875 and encodes 546 amino acids.